UGUUCAUCUUUUUAGGCUAUGGUGACUAGAUAUUCAGCCAUCUCAACAAGAAAGCUAACAAAUGCACUGAAAAUCCUAACUUGUGACAAGAGUAUAGUUGCAAUAAGUGAUUAUGAUGAGUUUCACAAGACAGUGAAGCGACACGUACUGACCAAUGUUCUAGGACCAAAUGCCCAGAAACGCCACCGUAUCCACAGGGACACUUUGAUAGAAAAUGUGUCUAAGCAACUGCAUGAUUUGGUUAGGAAGUAUCCUCAUGAAGCAGUAAAUCUCAGGAAGAUAUUCCAGUCAGAACUUUUUGGUUUGGCAAUGAAACAAGCUUUGGGAAAGGAUAUCGAGUCUAUUUAUGUGGAGGAACUCGAUGCCACAUUGCCAAGAGAGGACGUACUGAAGACCCUAGUACUUGAUAUAAUGGAGGGUGCGAUUGAUGUGGACUGGAGAGAUUUCUUCCCCUAUCUAAAAUGGGUUCCUAAUAAAAGCUUUGAGAACAGAAUUCAGCGAAAACAUCUGCGCAGGGAAGCCGUGAUGAAGGCCCUAAUUAUGGAGCAACGAAAACGUAUUAAUUCAGGAGAGAAACUGAACAGUUAUAUUGACUACUUGUCGUCUGAAGCCAAUACAUUAACAGAGAAGCAAAUCCUAAUGUUGCUUUGGGAGGCAAUUAUUGAAACAUCAGACACCACAGUGGUGAGCACAGAAUGGGCCAUGUAUGAAUUGGCCAAAGAUCCCAAACGGCAGGAACAACUCUUUUUGGAAAUACAAAAUGUUUGUGGAUCUAACAAGAUCACAGAAGAGAAACUUUGCCAACUUCCAUACCUAUGUGCUGUUUUUCACGAAACCUUGAGAAAGCAUAGUCCCGUACCUAUAGUUCCUCUAAGAUACGUCCACGAAGACACACAGCUUGGAGGGUACCAUAUUCCUAAAGGAGCUGAGAUCGCUAUAAAUAUAUACGGUUGCAAUAGGGACAAGAAAGUGUGGGAGAGUCCUGAAGAAUGGAAGCCUGAGAGAUUUCUUGAUGGAAAGUAUGAUCCAGUGGAAUUACAGAAGACGAUGGCGUUUGGAGGUGGAAAAAGGGUAUGUGCUGGUGCUCUUCAAGCAAUGACAAUUACUUGCACAACUAUUGCUAGAUUGAUACAAGAGUUUGAAUGGAGCCUUAAAGAUGGAGAAGAAGAAAAUGUUGCAACAAUGGGUCUUACUACUCAUAAACUUCAUCCAAUGCAAGCUCAUAUCAAGCCAAGAAAAUGAUGCCUUAAGAUUUUCAACUGUCAACUCUGUAAUAAGGAGCUAGUUUGUGUUUGAUAGAUCUUGUUAUCAGUUACUUAUCAAUGCAGACCGCUUGCUUUAACUUCUCUAA
Molecule: messenger RNA, 1351 nt
Organism: Nicotiana tabacum (common tobacco)
Lineage: Eukaryota; Viridiplantae; Streptophyta; Magnoliopsida; Solanales; Solanaceae
Source: RefSeq, a predicted model, not a curated record